GAUAUGCUCCUCAACAAAGCUGUGACAUCGCCAAAUGUGACUCGUCCAGCCCUCUGGGGGUAGCUGCUGCUGCUUCUGCUGCUAUAGAGAGCCAUUGGGAUAGCCCAGCCUGCUGAGCAGAAGGGAGACGAGGCACGUAGAAGGACAACAAAAACAUCUGAGACUUGUGUCUGUGUGUGUGUGCCUCCCUCCUCCCCCACACACCCAUUGGGCACAGUGAAAUCUUCACAUCGUCACAUCGAUCGCCCCCCCUCCUCCCGGUGUGUGCGUGUGUGUGUGUCUGCUCCGGGACCCCUCCGCCCGUGGAUGAGCUGAACAGGUGCAAAGUGAACAUGGAGAGCGACCGGGACAUGUACCGCCAGUUCCAGGACUGGUGCCUCAGGACUUAUGGGGACUCAGGGAAGACCAAGACAGUGACCCGUAAGAAAUACGAGCGGAUCGUGCAGCUGCUCAAUGGCUCCGAGUCCAGCUCCACGGAUAACGCCAAAUUUAAAUUUUGGGUCAAAUCGAAGGGCUUUCAGCUGGGCAAUGCGGACGACGUGACGCCCGGAGACAAGCAAGUGCUCUACGUGCCCGUCAAGAGCUCGGAUGGAGUGGGUAUCGAAGAAAAGUCAUCCCUGAGGAGGGUGGCUGUUGUGGAAGAUUUCUUUGACAUCAUCUAUUCCAUGCAUGUAGAAACAGGUCCUAAUGGAGAACAGAUUAGGAAGCAUGCUGGGCAGAAGAGGACCUACAAAGCUAUAUCAGAGACAUAUGCCUUCCUUCCCAGAGAAGCAGUGACAAGAUUCCUAAUGAGCUGCUCAGAGUGUCAGAAACGAAUGCACUUAAAUCCGGAUGGAGCUGAUCACAAAGAUAAUGGGAAGCCUCCAACACUGGUGACAAGUAUGAUCGACUACAACAUGCCAAUAACCAUGGCUUACAUGAAGCACAUGAAACUUCAGCUCUUAAAUUCACAACAAGAUGAGGAUGAAAGCUCUAUAGAAAGCGAUGAAUUUGACAUGAGCGACUCCACCAGGAUGUCAGCUGUGAACUCUGACCUCAGCUCCAACCUUGAAGAAAGGAUGCAGAGUCCUCAAAAUCUUCAUGGACAGCAAGAUGAUGAUUCCGCUCCGGAGAGUUUUAGUGGUAAUGAUACCCUGGGACAAAGCUCAAAUCCAACAGGAGGGACAGUCAGUAGGGAGGUGACGGAAGCCAGCAGCAAUGGAAAAGCUAGUUCUGAGCAAGAUGAACAGCCCUUGAAUUUGAGUGACUGUCCACUGUCAGCACCACUAAAUUCUGAAUUCCAAAUAGAUGAUCACACUAGUAAUGGAAAAACAAAGUACAAAAACCUCUUAAUGACAGAUAUCAAGAUGGAGCAGGAAACAAGGGAGAAUGGAAGCAAGUCCCCAGCACAUAGCUACUCCAGCUAUGACUCUGGUAAAAAUGAAAGUGUAGGUGGUUGUGGUGAAGAUUUAUCUUUGAAUCGAGGGGAUGAUGAUGAAGAUGACCAUGAUGACCAUGAGGAUGUAGAGAAGGCAACUGAAACAGAUGGAGUUGAAGCUGAACGCUUGAAAGCCUUUAAUAUGUUUGUCAGGCUGUUUGUAGAUGAAAACUUGGACCGAAUGGUCCCUAUCUCUAAGCAGCCCAAAGAAAAGAUCCAGGCAAUCAUUGACUCAUGCAGGCGACAAUUUCCUGAGUACCAAGAGCGUGCCAGAAAACGUAUACGCACUUACCUCAAGUCCUGCAGGCGGAUGAAAAGAAGUGGUUUUGAGAUGUCUCGGCCUAUACCUUCACACCUCACCUCCGCUGUAGCAGAAAGUAUUUUGGCCUCCGCUUGUGAAAGUGAAAGCAGGAAUGCCGCAAAGAGGAUGAGACUAGACAGACAGCAGGAUGAACCAGCACUACCCGACAAACCAUAUAAACAAGAGAAUGCACAGGUCACUUAUUCCACGUCCGCUGUAUCCAGCACGCAAGAGGUGUUAUACAUCAAUGGGAAUGGGACUUACAGUUACCAUAGUUACCGGGGGCUAGGGGGAGGCCUACUAAAUCUCUCGGAUACUUCGAACAGUGGGCCGACAGAUCUGAGCAUGAAGAGGCAGUUAGCAACUACCUCCACCUCAUCCAGUAACACAAGCUCCAGACCUCAGCUAAAUCCUACAGAAAUUACCGCCGUCAAGCAGCUAGUGGCCGGCUACCGGGAAUCGGCGGCAUUUUUGUUACGUUCAGCAGAUGAACUAGAAAACCUCAUCUUACAGCAGAACUGAGUCACACAACCUCUUCCCUGGCCUGGAUUAGUCCCGGAAUUCCACUAAUGACAUGUUGACAGUGUAUAUGCCAGAGUAGAGCCAUUUGGUUACCGCACUGACGAGUAGAGGAGUUAAUUACCAUAAUGCCACACUGUUUUCAGUCCAUGAAGUGAUGUUCAGGUGCUGCCGGUGAACUCGAGACCUCUGACAUUCCAAUAGGUCUUUGAUGUGUCCAGCUUUUUUGUUCUCAGUGUGUCGGUUUAAAUAUUGCAUAUGUGGCUGUAGCUCAUUAAGUCAUGCAAAACAGUGGAGCAAAUGGAAGACACUAUGAUGUUCAAUUUUUUCCAAGUGCAAUAUUAGUGGAAUGUUCUACUGACUCUGGAUCCGAAGCUACAUGAUGCGAUGGCAGGACGUAAAAGGCCAACCUAGGCUCACACUAGAAAUUUCAAUGAAGGAUUGCAUAUUUUUUAAACAAUGUGAUUUUUAUAUGGUCAUUUUUCAUGCAGAUAUUUUAAUUUAUAUGACAGCGAUCUUUCCACAUUCCCUGUGAGAAAAUAUUUUCAAUUGCCCUUUCUUACAACCCAGUAGUUACUGAUUGCUAAGAACGCACAGCAGGCAUUGUCGACGCCUUGCAAACAUCCACUAGGGGUGGUGGGAUUGAGGAACGUUUACCCCAAUGCGGGUCCAAAAAGCCAUUUUUCCAAGUCAUAUUUUCCACAUAAGUUAUUUUGAUUUGAGUGAUUCUGGGAGAAUAAGUGCUAAGGUAGAAAUGGGCACUGACACUGGUAAAUGGACCGUGGGUAAUGAAAAAGAGUUAGAACUGUGUUUACCUGC
Messenger RNA from Nanorana parkeri, 3056 nucleotides. It is a transcript of the gene NOL4, whose product is annotated as nucleolar protein 4. The transcript has 11 exons. NCBI's taxonomy places the organism in Eukaryota, Metazoa, Chordata, Amphibia, Anura, Dicroglossidae. The record is from RefSeq and is a predicted model, not a curated record. The coding region runs from base 333 to 2240 and encodes 635 amino acids.